Messenger RNA from Musca domestica (house fly), 1373 nucleotides. RefSeq names its product zinc carboxypeptidase. The transcript is spliced from 5 exons. Gene Ontology annotation, biological process: proteolysis. Lineage: Eukaryota; Metazoa; Arthropoda; Insecta; Diptera; Muscidae. The record is from RefSeq and is a predicted model, not a curated record. Gene Ontology annotation, molecular function: metallocarboxypeptidase activity; zinc ion binding. The coding region runs from base 34 to 1308 and encodes 424 amino acids.
GUUCAGUGCAUUUUAGAACUCAGAGAAGUCAACAUGACACGAUUUGUAGUAACUGUGGCAGUUAUAUUGGCCGCAUUAAGUGUGGCCUAUACAUACCCAGCAAAAGACAAAAUAUCCUAUCAGGGAUAUAAAGUCUUCAAAGUGAACAUUGAAAAUGAUGAACAACGUACAUUUUUGGCUGAUUUCAUAAGAAACAAUAAGGCUGGGAUUUCCAUAUGGCAGGAGGAUUCUCAUAACAUGGAUAUCCUAGUUGAUCCUCAGACCCAGAUGUACUUCGAAAAUUCCACAUUGGUGAGAGGUAUUAAGUUUAGUGAAAUGAUUUCGGAUUUACAAAGUUUGAUUGAUGAAGAGCAAGCCUACAAUGGCGAUGAUUCUGAUGAAUUCAAUUGGACGCGCUACUAUGAACUUGAGGAUAUUUACAAAUUUCUCGAUAAAAUUCUUGCCAAAUAUCUAACUGUUACGGAACCAUUCACAAUUGCCCAGUCCUAUGAAGGACGUCCUGUGAGGGGUAUUAAAAUUUCCUACAAAACGGGAAAUCCUGGAAUCUACAUUGAAUCAAAUAUUCAUGCACGUGAAUGGAUUACAUCGGCUACGGCUACUUGGUUUAUCAAUGAACUUCUUACCUCAUCGGAUCCCGACAUACGCAACUUGGCGGAAAAUUAUGAUUGGUAUAUUGUACCGGUGUUGAAUGUUGAUGGAUUUGUGUAUACCCACAAUAAGGAUCGUUUGUGGCGUAAAACACGUCAACCCGUUGCACACUCUCCCUGUAUUGGCACCGAUGGUAAUCGCAAUUUCGACUCGUAUUGGAUGGUCAACGGUGCCUCAUCGGAUCCAUGUGCAAAUGACUAUGCCGGACCGGUGCCUAAUUCUGAACCAGAAAUUAAAGGAGAAUCGGAAUUUUUACGCUCAAAUAAGAACAAAUUCAAUGUGCUUUUGGCAUUCCACAGCUAUUCACAGAUGUUGUUGUCUCCAUAUGGCCAUACAGAGGAAGUUCCACCAAACAACGAUGACCUCUUGAAGGUGGCUGAUGCCUAUGCCCAGGCUGUGGGCAAGCUGUCGUAUGGAAGUGAAUACACCUAUGGUACUUCGGCCGGUGCAAUGUAUUAUGCCCCUGGAGCAACCAUCGAUUUCGCCUACAAUGAAGCUGAUAUUAAGAUAACCUAUACAAUUGAAAUGCGUGAUACAGGACGUCAUGGUUUUGUUUUGCCACCCACACAUAUCCUGCCGAAUUGCAAGGAAACAAUGGCCGGUAUUAUGGCCCUUAUCAAAGAAGCCCAAAAUUUGGGUUAUAUGACACCAAAAUAUUAGUAAUCACAUUUUGUUAUUGUUUUUUUUUUUUAAUUGAUUAAUAAAGAAACAAAAAACAAACAAGA